CCAGCGCCCAGUCCUGCAUCGCCUAUUACCUCUCUGCACGCUCUCUACCGCUCUCCCGCCGCCUCGCAUCCUCCGCCGCGCUGCAUGUCAAUGGAGCUGCCCAUCCGCUAGCUACCGUGUUACUCGAGUGCUGCGGGGCUUCCGCACACUGAGGCACUCCACAGGGGACGACGGCCACUGCCCCCAUGUCUGACCACAGCCCCGAGCCGCCGUCCCCGACUAUCGUCUCCGACCGGUAUGCGCCGACAGUUGCAGCUCCCUCUUCCCGCGACAUGACCUCCGCCACCGAGCGCAGCGAUUGGAGCGCGCCCUUUGCUGCCCUCGCCGUCAAGGUGUCGAGGCUGCCAGACGGGCCGGUCAAUGCGCUGUGUGGGGCCUCCGCCGGUGUCGCUUCCGGCAUCGUGACCUGCCCGCUCGAUGUUAUCAAGACCCGUCUGCAGGCACAGGGCUCCUUCCGCCCACGCCCAUACUCAGGACCUGCGCGCGUCGUAUACAAAGGCCUCACCGGAACGGCGCGCACCAUUUGGCGAGACGACGGCAUUCGCGGCCUGUACAGAGGUCUCGGCCCCAUGCUGCUGGGAUACAUUCCCACAUGGGCCGUCUACAUGAGCACGUAUGAGUCUACAAAGGACCUGCUGAACGAGAGGAUGGAGAACAAAUGGCUUGCACGGACAAUCUCCUCGAUAACAGCAGGUGCAUGCUCGACCUUCGUCACAAACCCCAUCUGGGUCGUCAAGACCAGGCUCAUGUCACAAGUCAGCGCUCGCGCCUCGCCAGAACACCGCCCACCGUGGCACUACAAGAACACCUUCGAUGCGUUCCGCAAGAUGUAUGCCACAGAAGGCAUCAGAUCCUUCUACUCUGGUCUCUCGCCCGCUCUCCUCGGUCUCACCCAUGUUGCUAUUCAAUUCCCGCUAUACGAGUAUCUCAAGAUGAAGUUCACCGGUCUGGAAAUGGGCCAGGCAGGCGGAAAGAUGGAGGAGGUGCACUGGUUUGGCAUCAUGGCUGCAACAGUGAUGAGCAAAGUAUGCGCAACAACGGCUACGUACCCACACGAGGUGCUGCGCACGCGGUUGCAGACUCAGCAGCGCUCACUGCCCUCUUCAUCCCACGACCACGUAUCGUUCCAGGGAGGGUCGCAUGGCAUAGGACACCAGACCCGCCCCCCGGGUACAGCGUCCUCUGAUGGCAUGAUCAACAUGCCCAGAUACCGUGGUGUAAUCAGAACCUGUAGCGUCAUACUUCAGGAAGAAGGCUGGAGAGCCUUCUAUAACGGCAUGGGUACCAACAUGGUGCGCGCUGUCCCCGCAGCUGUGACGACCAUGAUGACCUUCGAGUCGCUGAAGCUCGUCCACCUAAAGCUAAAGAUGGAGGGUGGUCGGAUACGAGAAGAAGACGGGCAGUACAGCGGUGCAUGACCGUAACAUUGCACUUGAAGAGCGAUUAACAUCAUGGCGUUUAGCAACGUAGUGGGCUUGAUAUCCCAGUGAGCAUUCCGGUUUCCGUUCUCGCAUGUGUGUACAUACAUCUCAGCAUUAUCUCACGCGCGACAUGCGGCAGCAUCGGAGCCUUCGGCGUUGGCAGGGCACCAGCGGUAUACGGUUUAGAGCUAUCUUACAUCACCU
Molecule: messenger RNA, 1625 nt
Organism: Didymella exigua CBS 183.55
Lineage: Eukaryota; Fungi; Ascomycota; Dothideomycetes; Pleosporales; Didymellaceae
Product: mitochondrial carrier
Exons: 3
Coding region: 186-1418 (410 amino acids)
Biological process (GO): pyrimidine nucleotide import into mitochondrion
Cellular component (GO): mitochondrion
Molecular function (GO): pyrimidine nucleotide transmembrane transporter activity
Source: RefSeq, a predicted model, not a curated record